Messenger RNA from Peromyscus californicus insignis, 1930 nucleotides. RefSeq names its product growth factor, augmenter of liver regeneration (gene Gfer). The transcript is spliced from 3 exons. Gene Ontology annotation, cellular component: mitochondrion. Gene Ontology annotation, biological process: liver development. The coding region runs from base 912 to 1823 and encodes 303 amino acids. Gene Ontology annotation, molecular function: flavin adenine dinucleotide binding; flavin-dependent sulfhydryl oxidase activity. Lineage: Eukaryota; Metazoa; Chordata; Mammalia; Rodentia; Cricetidae. The record is from RefSeq and is a predicted model, not a curated record.
AGCUUUGCCCCAAAUUGUCCAAUGUCUCCCACUGCUUUUAGAACAAAUCCCAAUUUCUAGCAUGGUCAUUGGUGAGCCAUUGCCCAACCCUGGAUUCUGGCCUCCAUCUACCUCCCAAAGCCCUGUCCCCAGUGGCCUUGGUGCUUCUGCAAAAUACACAUACUGAGAAGAUUCUUCAUCCUACAGGCCUGUGCCUAAGGGUCUCCAAUUAAAGACAGCGAUAUUCCCACACCCUAUACACGACUUUCACCAGUUUGUAGAUAAAAUUUAUUCCCGUGACUGGGUUUUCCCCAUCUUCACCGCUGGUCAAAGUCUAAAGAAGCCGGAGACAGAAGCUUGUUCCUUGUUCUGCUCAGUGACGGAAACAGCGCUUGGAGUAGAGUACCACUGUACAAAUAUUUGCAGAAUGAAUGAAUGAACACACGGAGGAAGGGGAAGGACUUCGUCCUGUGAUGGCCCAGGCUUUUAAGUCAAGCACUUGAGGAGGUGCUGGUGGUGGCAGAAGAUUGAGGAAUUCAGCGUCAUCGUCACUUAUCUUCAUACAGCGUUCGAAGUUGGCCCAAGCUACAUGAGACUUUGUCUCAAAAAAAAAAAAAGGGAAUUCCUGAGGCUGAAAUAAUAUUUUUAUUAUUAUUAAAUUAUUAUUAUUAUAUAUCAUUAUGCAAUAAUCUUUUUUUUUUUCCAGGUUAUGGGAUGGAGACGCGCCCGCAGGAUUUACUCCGCAGUCUCUCCCAAGGUUGCUAGGUUCCAGGCCCCCAGUAACUGGGGCAAAGGUCGACCCUAGCCACGGGUGCCGUCUGGUCUGUGAGGCCACGCCCCGCGUUGCCAAGGCACCCAGAAGCGUGUGGGUGGACGAGUCCUACGGCAGAAAGGCCCAACCCUCGGCCGCCGGUAAGGGUCUGAGCCGAGCGAUGGGGGCGACGCGAGAAGCAUCUCGGACCUCGUCUCAGCCCGAGCUCUCAGCGGGGCCGCGGCGCACCUUGCACAACUCACUCCACUUCUUCUGGAGGAAGCCCGAGCCCCACCAUGGACCACGCACGCCCGACCCGCGGCGGGCGGCCGGGCGCAAGGGUCCCGGCCGAGCCGGAGCCGCAUCCCCCUAUGCCGCCUCGGCCCGGGCCUCCCGCUCCGCCUCCUCCCGCGCCGAGGCCUCCCACUCCGCCGCGCCCGGGGCCGCCGCCUCGGCCUCCAGCCCCGCCCCGCCGCCAGGCUCCGCCUCCCGCCCCAGCGUGAGCCCAGCCCCGGGCCGCCUUUCCCGCUCCAGCCGCCGCGCGCUGGCCGUGGCGUGCGCGCUUGCCUGGCCAGCCUUCCGGCGGUCCUCUCGGCCCCGCCGUCAGUACGCCGGUAAGAUGGCGGCGCCCAGCGAGCCCACGGACUUCCCUCGCAGCAGUGCCUUCUCCUUCCUGCCCCGCGGCGCGCGCUCCGACAUGACCGACGACUUGGUGACUGACGCGCGGGGCCGUGGCACAGGGCAUAGGGACGCCGCCGCCUCGGCCCCGGCCCCGGCCCCGGCGCCGCAAGGUUCGGAGCACGGGAAGCGGCCGUGCCGGGCCUGCGUGGACUUCAAGUCGUGGAUGCGGACCCAGCAGAAGGAUCGGGAGGAAUUAGGUCGCCACACCUGGGCUUUCCUCCACACGCUGGCCGCCUAUUACCCGGACAUGCCCACCCCAGAACAGCAGCAAGAUAUGGCCCAGUUCAUACAUUUAUUUUCCAAGUUUUACCCCUGCGAGGAGUGUGCGGAAGACAUAAGGAAGAGGCAGGAACCAGCCAGACACCCGCACUCGGGUCUCCUUCAGCCAGUGGCUGUGCCGCCUGCACAAUGAGGUGAAUCGGAAGCUGGGCAAGCCUGCUUUUGACUGUUCAAGAGUAGAUGAGCGAUGGCGUGACGGCUGGAAGGACGGCUCCUGUGACUAGAAGAUUGUCAGCAGAG